AUGACUAGUAGAAAUUUACACGAAGAAGCUAAACAUUUAAAAAACCUAUCUUAUGUAGCUAAUACUGAAAAAAACACUACUAAAUGGCUCCAUCAUGUUGACAGAUAUCGUCAAGCAAAUAAUAUUGAUAAAACGAUUGAUCAAAUUGACAAUAAAGCUGAACUCAAUGAAUUUUUAAGUUUGUUUAUUGCAUGGCUUACAAAAAUUAAUGGCAAACCAUUUAAAGUUGAAUCAAUUAACAACUGUUAUGCUGCAUUAGCAUGCUAUUUAUGUAAAAAUUCUUUUAUUUCAGAUAAAGUUAAUAUUUGGGACAAAUAUACAUUUUCAAGAACAAUCCAA
Molecule: messenger RNA, 339 nt
Organism: Racocetra persica
Lineage: Eukaryota; Fungi; Glomeromycota; Glomeromycetes; Diversisporales; Gigasporaceae
Source: the annotation of a GenBank genome assembly